UCAGGCUUCAAAUCAAACUAGUAACCAUGAAUCAAAACAAAAUUCUUGAAAAAUUACAGUAAAAUAAUAUCAGAUUAAUUCCAAAAAUGAAAAAAAAGUAACCAAGUUGCUCUCGAUUUCUUGAUGUCUAACGUUGAGCUACCAGAUCAUCUUGAGAAUAUUAAUAAUUCUCAAUCUUAUCAAACGUCAACAGAUGAGCUAGUUGUUUUGCUACAAAAUACUCAGAAUGAAGCUGAAGAUUCAUUUAAAGACCUUCCAGUGGUACCUUUUCGAGUGGAUAAUAAUCAUGAAGACCCUUGUUCAAGAAGGAACAGUGAUAUGUGUAGGAUUUGUCACAUGGGAGGAUUUCCUCCAGUAACAAUACCCCAGCAAAUAUGGGAAUGGUCGAAGCAAACUACUACAACACCAAGAGUAGAUAGCCAGAUCUCCAAUUUUUCCACCUACGCUUAUCUUGGACCCCUAAUAUCUGCAUGCAAAUGUCGGGGAACAGUUGCUUUAAUCCACGUCGAAUGUUUAGAACGAUGGUUAACGGAAUCAGGACACUCACGAUGUGAAUUAUGUGGUCACAAAUAUUCAACAAAAAGAGUUCCACGACAUGGAAUAUUCCAGAGUAUUUGGAUAUGGUUCAAUACAGUUAUUGUAACACGUCAGAUGAUUCUGGAUGUUUUAUACCUCGUAGUUACUACUCCACUUGCUUUAUUCUCUAUUUACAUCUGCGCAUUGACUGUAAGAAUCAUGCUAAAUAGCGGCUUUUAUGAAAUUCCUUGGAUAAUAAUUGCAAUGCUACCAACUUGCUCUCUGACUCUCAUUGCUUAUUGGACAUGGAUUAUUACCAUUGGCAGGUACAUCACCAGACUUCAUGGUAGACGAUGGCGUCGAUUCUGGCGCAACAAUUUUGUCGUCAGACUCUUACCAGAUGAUCCAAGUGUCAGGAGUGAAGAGGUAGAUACACAAAGUCACUCUGGUAAUUCAACCCGUAUUUUAAAUGAGGAAGAACAAGUUGUUGAAGAGCAGCAAGAAGGAAUAGAGUAUUUUCUCUGAAUAAAUAACAUUUUCAUGCUAAGAUGCAAUUUAGAGUUGAUGGCUUUUACAGGAUUACUAAGAUUGUAAGAUUUUUCAAAAUUUUAUCAAAUAAUUGAA
Chelonus insularis is the source of this 1140-nucleotide messenger RNA. Its product is annotated as E3 ubiquitin-protein ligase MARCHF2-like. The record is from RefSeq and is a predicted model, not a curated record. Gene Ontology annotation, molecular function: zinc ion binding; ubiquitin-protein transferase activity. Gene Ontology annotation, biological process: protein ubiquitination. Bases 124 to 1041 code for a protein of 305 amino acids. The transcript is spliced from 7 exons. NCBI's taxonomy places the organism in Eukaryota, Metazoa, Arthropoda, Insecta, Hymenoptera, Braconidae.